Messenger RNA from Saccostrea cuccullata (small rock oyster), 852 nucleotides. RefSeq names its product oncoprotein-induced transcript 3 protein-like. The coding region runs from base 8 to 622 and encodes 204 amino acids. The transcript is spliced from 7 exons. NCBI's taxonomy places the organism in Eukaryota, Metazoa, Mollusca, Bivalvia, Ostreida, Ostreidae. The record is from RefSeq and is a predicted model, not a curated record.
AUCUAGGAUGGGCAUACUGUUCAUAACUUUAUCUACAAUACUUCUAAAUUUAGUAGAUUCAACGUUUUACUGUAAUUUCUCUCCAGAUCCAUGUUCUUCUUCAAAUACAUUAUUUGAGCCCUUCGACAGAACAAGGAACUGUGUAUUUGAUUCUAACUACUCACCAUGUGACAGAUACCUAACACCAGGAUGGUAUAAAUCAGAUGAUCCGAUACUGAAUCAAUGCCCUCCACUGAACAAAUGCGGGACACUUUAUCCUGUCUGGCUGAAUGAUUCCUUACCUAAUGCUGGAGAUCCUGUUACUACUAAGAAACUUUGCAAAACUGGAUUCACUGACUGCUGUAGCAAGGAAUAUGAUAUCCAAAUAAAGAACUGUGGGUCGUUCUACGUUUACUGUCUUCCUGCGUUAGACUCCUACCCGGAAAGAAUUUGUUUUGGAACAAAUGGAUCUUGUGAAUACCCAGUCACUACUACAGCUCAGAAUGAUGCAAAACUGUCUAACGAAUACAAACAACUAGAAGAAAAAUAUAUAGGCACAAUAUCAGCAGUGAUCGUCCUUCUUUGUCUUUUGUCUUUGGUUACCGCAAUCAUCUUCUACUACAUAAUGAACAAAAGGAAGUGAGAAUGUGAAGUCAAACAAAGUGCUCCUGAGAUACGCAAGAAACACGGUGAAAACGUGGCUGUAUUUACUAUGGAUGGACCAAACAAGGACCGUGAUAAUAGAAAUAUUCCUGACAUCAAUUUUCAAACAAUACAUGUUUCAAAUUAAUAGAUAAGGAACAGAUAUAAACUAAAAUGGUAUUUCGAUAAAGUCCAAACAUCAAUUUAUUUCGUGCACUGUGUAUUUUAGUU